Molecule: messenger RNA, 2407 nt
Organism: Contarinia nasturtii (swede midge)
Lineage: Eukaryota; Metazoa; Arthropoda; Insecta; Diptera; Cecidomyiidae
Product: P protein-like
Exons: 9
Coding region: 60-2273 (737 amino acids)
Biological process (GO): transmembrane transport
Cellular component (GO): membrane
Source: RefSeq, a predicted model, not a curated record
GAUAAGCAUCAGCUUGUCAGUUCAUUGAGAUUUGCUGAAAAAAUAGAGUAAAAGCAAGGAUGUCACAUACAAACGGGAUGUGCGACGAAGCAUUGUUAGCUUGGCAACAAUUUCCCGAAGCAAUUCGAAAUGAUCCAAUUCUCUUUGAAUAUCGAGAAGAAUUACAACACAUUCAAGGUAUAGUACUGCAGGCUUUUUUUGGUAAGAAAACUAAAAAAACCGAUAAUAUUGUGGAAGUCUUCCCUGAAACUGGAGCUUCUUCAGUACAAACUGAGCUGUUGCACUCGAAAAAUGGCAAAAAUACAGAGACAUCGGCGCAAGGGAGUGUCAACUUAAUCAAAUACAUCAUAUUUGCAGUUUUAUGGGCAUUUAUGGCUUAUCAACUAUUGACAGUUCAAGAGAAAAACUUAACGAGAUACGACAUUGUCGUUCAACCCAAUAAAACGAAAGCCUUGAAUUAUCGCAGUGAUGAAAUUGGCUCAAAGAUCAGUGUAAAUUUAAUCGGCCCGCUGACAAAGCCAACAAAUACAUCAUGUGAUAGCGUCACAAUUGAUGUGCUAAUCGACGAUGAACGUGUUACAAAGUAUUUUAAUGUAGAAAGAUCGGGAUCUGACCAGACUAAACUGGAUAAAGUUGAAUUUUGUUUAAAAAUUAACUCAAAUAUCACGCAACUUAAUUUAUCAAUGCAAUUCACAACAAAUGCACAAGAUGCUGUCUCAUUUCAUAUGUACGUCGAUGCACAUUCAAUGGAUAAGCAAAUCGGAGCGAUUUGUGGCGCAAUCAUUCUCAUAUCGUUGAAUGUUUUGAUCAUAUCAGAGGUCGUUCAUCGAACGUUGGCUGCGUUAUUAGCAGCAUUUGCAUCCAUUGGAACAUUGGCGGCGCUUCAAGAUCGGCCAAGCAUGGAUGAUAUGAUUAAGUGGAUUGAUUACGAGACAUUGCUGUUGAUAUUUUCGAUGAUGGUCAUGGUCGCCAUUCUCAUUGACACCGGCAUAUUUGACUAUAUCGCUGUCUAUACGUUUCAAUUAAGCCGUGGUCGUAUCUGGCGUUUGAUCACCAUACUCUGUGCGAUAAGUGCCUUCAUUUCGAUGUUCUUAGAUAAUGUGACGACAAUUAUGUUGAUGACACCAAUCACAAUUAAGCUAUUCGAAUGCUUGGGUCUGAAUCCGGUACCGGUGUUGCCAUUCAUUAUUCUAAACAUCAACAUAGCGGGCCUUACUACACUCAUUGGUCAUCCACCAAAUUUACUGAUCACCGGAAAUAGUUACAUUUCAAAACAAAACAUCACAUUCCUAACAUUCACCAUGCACACAUGCUUUGGCGUCGUCAUAGCGCUCAUUCAAACAAAUUUCCAAUUGAGAAUGCAACAUCGUAGUAUACAUGAGAUACUAAAGCCACAACAUACAUCGAGCUUAGAGAUGGAAGCAUGGCAAAAGUGCUUGGAUUCGAUUAAAAAUAAUAACAAACUGAAUGCAUUGAUACGAAUUUUAGAGAACAAAAUCGCAACAUUACGAAGGGAAACAGAGAACAUCACAUCGUUUGACCAAAUGUCAACCAAUAGCAAUAGCAAAUUCCAAAGCACAUUAAGACAACUGAAGAGAAUGUAUCCAAUCAAGGAUAAGAUACUGCUAAAAAAAUCUGGCGCAACGAUGGCAUUCAUCAUCGCUUUAUUCUUCAUAGAGUCAAUACCGAGUAUACAGCGGAUGACAUUGGGCUGGUCGGCAUUCACCGGAGUCAUUUUACUGCUUCUAAUUUCCGAUUGUAAUUUAGAUUCAGUCAUGCAACGUGUUGAAUGGAUAACGCUCAUAUUUUUCGGUGCCAUGUUCAUAACGAUGGAAUGCGUAGCGAGAAUGGGACUGAUUCAUUGGAUUGGAAAACAGACGGAAGAGCUCAUUCUAUUGGUUGAUGAAGAAUAUCGCCUGGCAUUGGCUAUUGUCAUUGUAUUGUGGGUAUCAGCAUUGACAUCAUCGGUAGUAGAUUCAAUACCAGUGACAGCAAUGAUGGUAAAAAUUGUCGUGUCAUUGGCCGAAAAUAAAGCGCUAAGUCUACCAGUUCAACCGAUGGCCUAUGCGUUGGCUUUUGGACCGACACUCGGUGGAAAUGGCAGCCUAUAUGGUGCAUCAUCGAACAUCGUGUGUGCCGGUCUCGCUGAAAAACUCGGACAUAAAAUUACGUUUUUUCAAUAUUUUCGAAUUGGAUUUCCAGUGAUGAUCGGGAACGUUUUACUUGUAACAGCAUACUUGGUGAUCGCUCACGUUAUACUAGAAUGGAACUAAUUCGGAAUGACUCGCAGACUAUGGCUCAUGGGCUAGUAUUGAAUUUUUAAUUGGAAUUGAUUAACUAUAUCUUAAAUUGUGCAAAUUUAUUGAAUAAAAACGGUGAAAUUAUACAGAUUUCAUGAAUUGAAUGA